This is a messenger RNA of Heterobasidion irregulare TC 32-1, 975 nucleotides long. RefSeq lists its product as uncharacterized. The record is from RefSeq and is a predicted model, not a curated record. NCBI's taxonomy places the organism in Eukaryota, Fungi, Basidiomycota, Agaricomycetes, Russulales, Bondarzewiaceae. The transcript is spliced from 4 exons. Bases 1 to 975 code for a protein of 324 amino acids.
AUGUACCAUGCUUUAAAUCCUUCCUUGGAGUUAAAAGUUCCUCCUCCCCCGUCCACCCCUCCGCGACUGUAUUCAGAUCCAGUCGCCCAAUUAUCCGUGACUGCCUUGACUCAGACCCCGCAAUCUGCCUCUGCUAAGACGCCGCAAUCCGCAUCUACUAAAACGCCGCGAUCCUCCCGGCGCAAGCGUGAGUCCUCGGCCGGCGUCGAAGGGGAAGACUAUGUUCCAUGCAACGGGAUAACCCUCAGAGGUCAAAAGUGCACGAGGAAAGUCAAGAGAAGUUUAUACCAGGAUGUGGCUUUUUGCUAUCAGCACUCGGACACGCUGCUUGAGCGAGUGAAAUUCACAAGUCCAAAGACGGGAGAAUCUGUUAGAUUUCAAGAUUGGAUCCCGGACUAUCUUCACCGUUCGACGCAAAUCAGCCUUCGUGCAGAGAUGACCAAGACUCGCUCGGACAGCGACGAAGAUGGCUACAUCUAUGCUUAUGAAAUAGAAAAGCUUGGUUUGGAUUCCAACCAAAUUCACAUCAAAGUCGGACGUACGACAGUCUUAAACAAUCGCAUUGACCAAUGGAACAAGCAGUGCAACUCCACAGAGCCGAACCUACUUGGAUGGUGGCCAGAUGGCACACAUUCUGAUACCGUCAUACGUUUGAUGGCGGGGCGAGUGGAAGCGGGUCGAAAAGGUGCAUUGUGCCACCGCCUUGAGCGACUUGUGCACAUCGAGCUCUUCGAUCUGGCCGCUCGCAACCUGCAUCUGGACCCCGCUUUCCCUGGCGAUGUCGACCCCGAUAAAAUCGAUGACAGUGACUUUUUCAAUAGAAGCCGCAAGACAUGUAUCGACUGUGGUAGAGUCCACAAAGAGAUCUUCUCCUUUGCGCGAGCGCAGGACGGACCGUACAAGAGGAAGGAAUGGGACCUUAUCGUUAAGCCAGUGAUCGAGAAAUGGGGAAGUUUCGUGGAACAGUUCGUGUGA